UACUUAUCGAUAUAUCGUUUCGCCUUUAGUCUUACACAACACUUGCAAAGAGCCAUUCAUUUAUUGUACGGGCGUAAUUAGAAAGCAAUAAUUAAGCGUAAUUUUUACGUGUAACCAACAACAAAACACCUCACAAUUACAAGUGCAGCAAGUACAAGUGCAAAACGGCGCGCGUCCAUUUACUAUUGCAACUUAAAGUGUUCAAACUACGUCGCCAUUUUUGCGAUAGGGCUCGAAACGAAUCGACACACACACAAAAGAAAACCAGAGUCAGUCAGAGCUGAAAAAAGAAAAAAAACUGUGCGUGCUUGCGUGUGUUUGUUUGUGUUUGCUGUGUGUGGUUACGUCUAUGAAUUUUUUAUACAUACCUACACCCAAACCAAACCAACAAAUGAGUACCGACCCGCAGUAGUAGCGCCAGUUCAAGUAAAUUAAUCCGACAUUAGCCUAGUGUGUAAUAAUAAUCGAAAACCACUGAUUACCAACCACCGCCAUAUUACACAGCAGUAUAGCCAGCCAACAGUUAUCGACGUGGACGAUACGAUAACGCCAAAAGCGGAGAAAUAGAGAGGCGAAAGAGAAGUUCAAGGAGUACUACUGCAUCAUCUUUAACGAGAUUCCGGCACAAAGCGGAAGCACAACUGUGAUUUAAUCAUACAGAAGCAACCGAAUACGACAGAAUAUAUACAAAAUGGCCAAAACGUACGACUACCUGUUCAAAUUGUUGCUUAUAGGCGACUCUGGUGUUGGCAAAACCUGCAUAUUGUUUCGUUUCUCAGAGGAUGCUUUCAACACGACAUUUAUAUCUACAAUAGGUAUCGAUUUUAAAAUUAGAACAAUUGAAUUGGAUAACAAGAAAAUCAAAUUGCAAAUAUGGGACACUGCUGGUCAGGAGCGUUUCCGGACGAUCACCACGGCAUAUUACAGAGGUGCCAUGGGCAUUAUGCUGGUGUAUGACAUAACGCAGGAGAAAUCAUUUGAAAACAUUAAGAAUUGGAUUCGAAAUAUUGAAGAGAAUGCCGCGGCUGAUGUUGAGAAAAUGCUGCUGGGCAACAAAUGCGAACUAAACGAUAAGAGACAGGUUUCAAAGGAACGCGGGGAACAAUUGGCUGUCGAAUAUGGUAUUAAGUUCAUGGAGACCUCCGCGAAAGCCAGCAUCAAUGUUGAAGAGGCCUUCCUCACGCUCGCCAGCGAUAUCAAAGCGAAAACGGAAAAGCGUAUGGAGGCGAAUAAUCCACCCAAGGGCGGUCAUCAGCUGAAACUUACCGAGAUUCGAACAAAGGACAGUUGGCUGUCCAGAUGCAGUCUGCUUUGACGUGGCAAUGUGCGUGUGGCACUGAUGCGGCAUGGUGGUAAUAAUAAUUCUGAUAAUGUAUGUGGUAGUAGUUUUCUUAACUCCUGUUAAGUUCCAACAAACUAAGAGAGCAAACAACUCCCCUGAAUAUGCGAGUUCAUGAAUUAAUAAUACAAAAUAAUAAUAAUAAUAAUAACAGUACAGCAAUUAUUUUGGAUUUGCAUUCGAGACACAAGACGACCACAAGGUGUACGAAAUAUGCAUAUACAUAUAUAUUUAUAAACAAUAUUCAUUUAAUGUUUAAACAAAAGUAACAUACAACAGAAUUGUGAGUAGCGUAAACUGAAAAUCAAACCAAACAAUACAGCCCGCCCCGCCCUGCCCGCCCCGCCCUGCGCUCCAGUCCGUUAUAGAGUUCUUCAUUUGUAAUGUAUUAUUUAUAAAUUUGCUGUAGCACGAAAAAUACCAGCUAUGGUUGUUCACAAUUUAUGAAAACAAAAAAAAAUGACAAAUCAAUAAAUUAGAAUCUUAAUUAUAUACAUGCGUAUAACAAUUACAUUAUUUGGUUUGCCCUUCACGUAUAAUCAUUUAUGAAUUUGUAAUUUAAUCUAUAUUUCAUUUGACCAUGAAACCCGUACGAGGCCUGUCAGCCAGCCCCCCCUUUAUUCAGUUCGAUACGAAAUCUAGAUUCGAGACGCACAAGUCAAUAUCGGUUCACUUAGUUAUCGCAAGUUCUAAUUAGUAGUUGCGGGUGCUUUAUAACAUAACAAACAUACCACUGGGCGUUUUCAAUAAACAAACCGUUGAUAUCUAAUGAGCUACUUGAAGAUAAUUAAAAUUUGCGUGAGUAGAGCAAAGUAUGAUAGAUGGAUGAUAUACGCAUAUGCAAUACGAAUAACAACAGCAACACAAUGCAGAGCAGUAAAAUACAUAUUGUGAAAUUAAUUGAUAACUAAAUCUAAAUGCAUAUUUGAUAUUAAUUAAUUAAUUAUGUAUGUACUUGUAAAAUUAAUUAUUAAACAUAUACAAUUUUAUAAAAUAAACCAUGUGUAAAAACG
Messenger RNA from Drosophila grimshawi, 2352 nucleotides. RefSeq names its product ras-related protein Rab-8A (gene Rab8). Gene Ontology annotation, molecular function: GTPase activity; GTP binding. The record is from RefSeq and is a predicted model, not a curated record. Bases 692 to 1315 code for a protein of 207 amino acids. Lineage: Eukaryota; Metazoa; Arthropoda; Insecta; Diptera; Drosophilidae. Gene Ontology annotation, cellular component: trans-Golgi network transport vesicle; endosome; synaptic vesicle. The transcript has 5 exons. Gene Ontology annotation, biological process: protein localization to plasma membrane; protein secretion; regulation of exocytosis.